AUGUGGUAUGACUCUUUUGGGGUUGGUCCCGAUCCAGCACUUGGCGUGGUGAUGCCGGGGGCUGCACGGGACGCGGAUGCUACACGGCACCUGGAGGAUGUGAAUCGACAGAUGGGAGACUUCGCUCAGGGUCAGGAGCCGCUGCCAAUCUUCGGCGGACCACCAGAAGAAGACAAUGAUCCUACUCUUGCACCGUCUCCGCCGCGACCUACUCCGCGAACUUUGAAUUUGGACCCUAGUCCUGCUGUGAUGAGUCCGCGAUAUUAUGAGGAUGCCAUGGUCGAUGAAAAAGACGACCCCUUUUUUGACGACGAUUCUACUGUCGAGUGGAAAUACAACGACGAUUUGGACGAUGCUACUGUCGAUGAAAACGACGAUGGUUUGGGCGACGGUUUGGACGAUGCUACUGUCGAUGAAACCGACAACAGUUUCAAUACUACUGUUGAUGAAAUCGACGACAGUUUCAAUACUACUGUCGAUGAAAUCGACAACUCCUACCUUCCAGAGACCCCGCCAAGUUCAAAGAGGCAAAAAAGAUAG
Molecule: messenger RNA, 540 nt
Organism: Anthostomella pinea
Lineage: Eukaryota; Fungi; Ascomycota; Sordariomycetes; Xylariales; Xylariaceae
Source: the annotation of a GenBank genome assembly